Molecule: messenger RNA, 1543 nt
Organism: Vombatus ursinus (common wombat)
Lineage: Eukaryota; Metazoa; Chordata; Mammalia; Diprotodontia; Vombatidae
Exons: 6
Coding region: 1-933 (310 amino acids)
Biological process (GO): antimicrobial humoral immune response mediated by antimicrobial peptide; cellular response to lipopolysaccharide; chemokine-mediated signaling pathway
Cellular component (GO): extracellular region
Molecular function (GO): CXCR chemokine receptor binding; chemokine activity
Source: RefSeq, a predicted model, not a curated record
AUGAGUCUCUUUUUGCAACUACGGUGCAGCACUGUCUGGAUUAUUAACCCUGAGUUUAGUGCACACGAAGACCUCUACGAAGCACCCAGACAAGCUGGCACAGACCACUGCAGCACCAAGCAGCUGCGGAAUGCUUCUGGCCCCCGGAGAAUUUCGUGCCUGCCUCCUCUUCUCGCCGCCCGUCUACAGAUUCGGGAGCGAAUACCAAUACGCUUCCCGGGGAAAGUGGACGAGCCGUGGCUACCGCCCCCCGAGCACGGUGAAGCCAUCCCAGCUCCCACUUGCCAUCCCCAGGACCCCCACGCCUUUGGCUCUCGUCCAGGCCGAGAGAUGCCAUUCAGACGGCUACGUUCUCCCUCUACAUGGGUCACCCCGGUGCGCCUCGCUCGCCCAAAGCGGAGCAGGCGCGCCCUGGAGCCCGAGCCUGGGCUGGGAGGGCUGGCGGGCAGCCAGGCAUGGCACAGGGGAGCGGGAAUUUCCCGGACAGGCGGUUUUCCCGCUUCGGGACCUGGAGCCCAGUGGAUAAAAGCGCUCGGUGGAGCACGGGGAGCCACAGAGCCAAGGAGUCUCGGCACAGCUAGCCCUCGCUCUCUCCUCUUCGAGCUCCAAGCGCCGAACUCCUCCACCAUGAGCCGCGGUGUCCGCCAGAUUUCUUGUCUCUUCCUGCUGUGGCUGCUGUCCGGGCUGCUGACGCCGUCCGUCCGGCUGGCUAGCGGAGCGCCAGUGGCCAAUGAGCUACGUUGCCAGUGUCUGCAGACGGUGCAGGGAGUUGCCUACAAGUCCAUCGCCAACCUGAAGGUGAUCCCAGCCGGUCCCCACUGCUCCAGCCUCGAAGUCAUAGCCACUCUGAAGAAUGGAAACCAACUUUGCCUUAACCCCGCGGCCCCCCAAGUGAAGAAAAUAGUGGAGAAAGUGCUGAAAAGCUCCAACUAGUAGCUUCAAAAGAGAGGAUGGUCUCUUGCAAUGUCUAAGCAGCUCCAUUUUGAGAAUAUGGGUCUCAAGAGCCAGAAGAGUCCCCAUACUUUGCCAAGCAUCUGUGAUUUGUCUGGAAAUUCUUUAUUGCAAUGCUUUUAUUUAUUUGAUUUGUUUGUUUUAAAAAGCGUGAUAGAAACUAGUUGUUAAAUUGACACUGUCUUCUCUUCCCUUUUUACAAAAUCAGUUAUUUCAGUUUUUUUCCUUCAUGUGCCGUAUAUUUCAUUUAAGUGUGAUAUUUUGAACUUUUAUCAGAAUCAUUUCUUUUUUACCUAUUUAAAAGAAGGUUGUGAUUUGAGUGAGAAUGAGCUGUGGGAGCUAACCACAAACAUUAUUUAUGAGAAUGAUUUGACAUUGUUGACUAUGUAUUUAUAUUGAAGUAUUGAGAACUGUAAUGUUCUAAUUAUCCCAUAGACAUUUAAUGUCUUCUUUGUAUGGCAUACUGUCAUGUUUAGUGUAAAAAUACACAAUGUUCUUAAUUCUAUUUAUGUCCUAAAAUAAGGAGAUUUAAAUAUUUAUUGCUAAUAAAUAACUACAAAGUCUAUGAAAUAAACUGUUUUGAGAAAGCCCA